AUGAUGUCGGGUACCCGCCGCCUGCGAUUGGAGCACGUCCGGGUCGCCAGGUCAGAAUUCGGGUUACCCGAUGAUUUCGAAUACUCUGUAGUUCGUAAGCACCCUGAGUAUUUCCGAUUGGUUGAUGCCACAGAGACUAGGAACAAGUACAUUGAGAUUGUGGAGAGGGAUCCCAAGUUAGCUGUUUGUGCGAUAGAGAGGGUUAGGGAGAGGGAAUACAGAACCAGAGGGUUCAAGAUAGGCAAGUAUUACAGAAUUGCGGUGUGGAAGUGGCAGAGGGUUCCUUAUUGGUCCCCUUAUGAGGAUAUCUCGGGUUAUGAUCUGAGGUCGAUCGAGGCUCAGAAGAGGAUGGAGAAGAGGGCGGUGGCCACGAUACACGAAUUGGUGUCGUUGACCGUGGAAAAGAAGAUUACUUUGGAGAGGAUCGCGCAUUUCAGGAUGGCGAUGAAUCUGCCCAAGAGGUUGAAGGAGUUCCUGCUUCAGCACCAGGGGAUAUUCUAUAUUUCGACUAGGGGGAAUCAGGGGAAGCUUCAUACUGUGUUUCUUAGGGAGGCUUAUAAAAGAGGGGAGUUGCUGGAACCGAAUGACUUGUAUUUGGCAAGGAGGAAGUUGGGAGACCUGGUGUUGAUGAGCCCUAGGAAGGCUAGAGUUGAUAGGGAGUUAGUCAGUUAUAGGAGGGAUGAAGACGAGCAUGAUAUGGAACGAGUUGGAAGAGUCUAUGCGGAAAAUGAGUUCAGAGGUGAGAGUUCUAAUGUGUUUGAUGGGAAGAAUGAAGGGGGUGAUUUGGUCUCCGAUUUGAGUAGUGACGAGGACGGGGUUUAUACAGAUGGUGAAGGAGAUGAUCCAGAGGAUGCUUGUGCAACUGAGUAAAGGUAUUUCAACUUGCUGGAGCUAAUGUGACGCUUCAGAAGCAGAUACCGUUGUGAUUCAAGGAGAUGUUGAGAGCUGCACAAAAGAGAAAUUACAACUGAAGAUCUCAUGAGAAGGAUGUGCAUUGGUUAAUGAACUCAACAAGACAAUCAGAUGGGUGGUGCUUCGCACAUUUUGUCCUUCGUGGUUCUCAGGUAUCAAGUUCUGAUGGCUAGCAUUGCUAUGAAGUGUUAGCUCUGGAAAUAGCAUAUUCAAGUGUCGAAUACUCAUAGAUGGGUAGCAUCAAGUUCCUGCUUGCUUCUGGCAGGUGGUGGUCGAGGUACGAGUGUCGACAAUCACAGAUGACUGUUUUCCAGAGUUUAGCAUUAAUGGGGUCCACGAGCUCUUCUUUGUUCGAGUAAAACUGCACAGAGAAGCCUGCUGAGUGCUGAUAGUGCUGCUGCUGAUAUGAGCUGGUUGUUGCUCGCCGAAAGUGUGGUACUUUUGCUUUAUAAACCGACAAUGGUGUUCACUGUCAUCCUAACGGAUUGUGCAGAGCAGAAUGCAUGCAGACCCACAUUGAAGGUGAAAGAAGAGAGAGCAUAUGUCCUUCUGUCGGCGAGCAUGACAUUGAUUUGUUCCCUAAAGGAGACCCACCUUCUAUUGUGAUGUAAAAGGUUUGUCAUUCAUAUAUGGGAGCUGAUGGUUUCUGUUUCGUCAACACACAUGGCAGACAAGUUAUGAUGACUGGGAUUUUCAUUUCCAGGUCGAGUCCAAUUAGGUAGGUGGAUUUUUGACUUGAGCCCUCGCUUUGAUGCCACGGAUGU
Molecule: messenger RNA, 1676 nt
Organism: Linum tenue
Lineage: Eukaryota; Viridiplantae; Streptophyta; Magnoliopsida; Malpighiales; Linaceae
Source: the annotation of a GenBank genome assembly